AUGAACGCGCAGGUGCUCGAGUGGGCUUUUGGGAAGCGCGUGACGCCAGCCGAGCGUCUGCGCAAGAAUCAGCGCAUGCUCGACAAGGCCAUUCGCGAGCUGGACCAGCAGCGCGUCAAGCUGGAGAAGCAGGAGAAGACGCUCGUCGCACAGAUCAAGCAAAGUGCCCAAAACGGACAGAUGGGCGCCUGCAAGAUUCAAGCCAAAGACCUGGUCCGAACAAGACGAUACGUUGAGAAGUUUUAUGGCAUGCGGAGCCAGCUGCAAAAGAUAUCACUUCGGCUUCAGACAUACCGGACAAACGAACAGAUGAUGCAAGCGAUGAAAGGUGCCACGAUGGCUCUCGGGAGCAUGAACCGCACCAUGAACCUACCCUCGCUCCAGCGGAUCGCGAUGGAGUUUGAGCGCGAGAACGACAUCAUGGACCAGCGACAAGAGAUGAUGGACGAUGCGAUAGACGAUGCCAUGGACGUCGGGGUGGAGGAGGAAGGUGACGAGGUGGUCGAACAGGUUCUGGAAGAGAUUGGGAUUGACCUAAACCAGGCUUUCGGAGAAACACCACAGGGCUUACAGUCGAAUGCCGUGCCGGAGGGACGAAUCGCGCAAGCCGUGGGUGGCGGCGACACUGGCGGCGGCAGCGGCGGCGGCGGCGAUGCAGGCGACGACGAUCUCCAAGCGCGCCUGGACAGUUUGCGGCGGUAG
Messenger RNA from Grosmannia clavigera kw1407, 702 nucleotides. Its product is annotated as snf7 family protein. Gene Ontology annotation, cellular component: multivesicular body; ESCRT III complex. The record is from RefSeq and is a predicted model, not a curated record. Gene Ontology annotation, biological process: protein transport; endosome transport via multivesicular body sorting pathway; late endosome to vacuole transport. Bases 1 to 702 code for a protein of 233 amino acids. Lineage: Eukaryota; Fungi; Ascomycota; Sordariomycetes; Ophiostomatales; Ophiostomataceae. The transcript has 5 exons.